GGCUGAUCAUACAAAUGAGUUAUAUCAGGAAAUUAAAGAUGCACUUCACAGAAAAGAUGAACACCAGCUAAAGCUGAUACUCCAAAGAACACAAAGAUGUCCUGCAUAUACACUUUUGUUUUAUAUUGCUAGACUUAAGAAACUGAGUAAAGAAACAUUGGAUCUAACAGUAGAAAAAGGUGCUGAUGUCAAUGCAAGGGACAAUAAUGGCAUGACUGCAUUGAUGCAUGUUUGUAGCAAUGGCUCUCUCGAAUAUAUACAGUGGUUAAAAGAGUAUGAUGCAGAUAUCAAUGCAAGAGACAAUAAUGGUAAAACUGCACUUAUGCAUGCAUGUGAGUCUCGCUCUCUGGCAUGUACACAGUGGUUAAUAGAACAUGGUGCAGAUGUCAAUGCUAGGAACAGUAGUGGUAUGACUGCAUUGGCCAUUGCUUGUCAUUCUGGCUUUAUGGAAUGUACACAGUUGUUAACAGAUAAUGGUGCAGACGUCCAUAUUGUUGACAAUAAUGGUACUACUACACUGAUGUAUGCUUGUGAAUUUGGCUCUCUGAAAUGUACACAGUGGAUAACAGAGUGUGUUGCAGAUGUCAAUACCAGGCAGAAUAAGGGUAUGACUGCAUUGAUGAAGGCUUGUGCCUCUGGCUCUCUGGAAUACACUCAGUGGUUAAUAGAGAAUGGUGCUGAUGUCAAUGCUAGGGACCAUGGUGGUAUGACUGCAUUGCACUAUGCUUGUCAGUCUGGUACUCUGGAAUGCAGACAGUGGUUAGUAAGGCAUGGUGCAGAUGUCAAUGCUAGGGACAGUAUAGGUUGGACUGCAUUGAUCUUUGCUUGUUACAGGGGAUUUCCUGAAUGUACACAGUGGUUAACAGAUCAUGGUGCAGAUAUCAAUGCAAGGGAAAAUAAUGGUGAGACUGCACUGAUGUAUGCUUGCAAGUCUCCCUCUCUGGAAUGUACACAGUGGUUAACAGAGCAUGGUGCAGAUAUCAGUGCUAGGGACAGUCAUGGUAACACUGCAAUGAUGCAUGCUUGUAAGUCUUACUCUCUAGAAUGUACAAAGUGGUUAACAGAGCAUGGUACAGGUAUCAAUGCUAGUAACAAUUCUUGUUGG
Molecule: messenger RNA, 1105 nt
Organism: Owenia fusiformis
Lineage: Eukaryota; Metazoa; Annelida; Polychaeta; Sabellida; Oweniidae
Source: the annotation of a GenBank genome assembly